ACUACUACUACUAGUCCUACUAGUCCUACUACUACUAGUCCUACUACUACUACUACUACUAGUCCUACUACUACUACUACUACUAGUCCUACUAGUCCUACUACUACUAGUCCUACUAGUCCUACUACUACUACUAGUCCUACUACUACUACUAGUCCUACUACUACUACUACUACUACUAGUUCUACUACUACUAUUAGUCCUACUACUACUACUAGACCUACUACUACUACUAGUCCUACUACUACUACUAGUCCUACUACUACUCAUCCUACUACUACUACUACUACUAGUCCUACUCCUACUCAUUAUACUACUACUACUACUAGUCCUACUACUACUAGUCCUACUACUAGUCCUACUACUACUAGUCCUACUAGUCCUACUAGACCUACUACUACUACUAGUCCUACUACUAGUCCUACUACUACUCAUCCUACUACUACUACUGCUAGUCCUACUACUACUCAUACUACUACUACUACUAGUCCUACUACUACUACUAGUCCUACUACUACUACUAGUCCUACUACUAUUACUACUACUAGUCCUACUACUACUACUACUACUACUGCUACUACUACUACUAAUAUUAGUCCUACUACUACUACUACUACUACUACUAAUAUUAGUCCUACUACUACUACUACUACUACUACUAAUAUUAGUCCUACUACUACUACUACUACUAAUAUUAGUCCUACUACUACUACUAGUACUAUUACUACUACUAAUAUUAGUCCUACUACUACUACUACUACUACUAUUACUAUUAGUCCUACUACUACUACUAAUAUUAGUCCUACUACUGCUGCUACUACUACUACUAGUCCUAUUUCUAGUACUAAUAUUAGUCCUACUACUACUACUACUAAUAUUAGUCCUACUACUACUACUACUACUAAUAUUCGUCCUACUACUACUACUACUAUUACUACUACUAAUAUUAGUCCUACUACUACUACUACUAAUAUUAGUCCUACUACUACUAAUACUAGUCCUACUACUAUUACUACUACUACUAUUAUUACUACUAAUAUUAGUACUACUACUACUACUACUAAUAAUAAUAAUAAUAAUAUUAGUCCUACUACUACUACUAAUAUUAGUCCUACUACUACUACUACUGCUACUACUACUACUACUACUACUACUACUACUAAUAUUAGUCCUACUACUGCUACUACUAGUACUACUACUACUAAUAAUAAUAUUAGUCCUACUACUACUACUACUACUACUACUAUUACUACUACUAAUAUUAGUCCCACUACUGCUACUACUACUACUACUAUUACU
Messenger RNA from Oncorhynchus nerka (sockeye salmon), 1299 nucleotides. Its product is annotated as mucin-2-like. The record is from RefSeq and is a predicted model, not a curated record. The annotation marks the transcript as partial. NCBI's taxonomy places the organism in Eukaryota, Metazoa, Chordata, Actinopteri, Salmoniformes, Salmonidae. The transcript has 2 exons.